Molecule: messenger RNA, 1401 nt
Organism: Mus caroli (Ryukyu mouse)
Lineage: Eukaryota; Metazoa; Chordata; Mammalia; Rodentia; Muridae
Source: RefSeq, a predicted model, not a curated record
AUGCCUGUCUUUAAUCUGUCUGCCCUUUCUAUGUCUACCUCUCUACCUCUUGUCUCCCGUCCCUCUUUCCCCACAGAUACUCGCCUUUUCCCCCUGCAGCGGCCCAUCUCCCCCUUGUGCAGCCUGGAACCCAUUGCCGAGGAACCAGCCCUGGGCCCUGGCCUCCCGUUACAGGCAGCUGCCCCCACAGGUCCAUCUCAGGAAGGGCCCCAGUGCCCUGUAGGGCUGGGAGCCAAAGUGACCAGCCCCCAGCAGACAUCUCUGGGAGCUUUUGGAACCCUCCAGCUCAGGAUUGGGGGCGGUAGGGAAAAUGAAGAGCCACCCCUCAGGCCACACAAUGGUGGGAUCUCCAGCGGGCCACGUGAGGGGACUUCUGGAAGACAGACAGACAGCAAGAGUCGCUCCCGGGCCCCAGGCCACUUGCCAGUGGUUAGGAGGGCCAAGAGUGAGGGCCAGGUGCUCUCGGAGCUCUCUCCCACGCCUGCAGUGUACUCGGAUGCCACGGGCACUGACAGGUUAUGGCAGCGGCUGGAGCCUGGGAGUCACAGGGACAGUGUCUCCUCAUCCUCCAGCAUGUCCUCCAACGACACCGUCAUAGACCUAUCACUGCCCAGCCUCGGCCUCUGCCGCAGCCGAGAGAGCAUUCCAGGGGUCUCUCUUGGACGCCUAACCUCACGGCCCUGCUUAGCCUCAGCUGCCCGUCCCGACCUUCCUCCUGUGACCAAGAGCAAAUCGAAUCCCAACCUGCGGGUUGUGGGUGGGCUGCCUACUGCACCCGACGAGCUGCAGCCCCGGCCUCUUGCCCCGCGGCUGACCAGCCACCAUCCACGGCCACCGUGGCAUCACCUCACCCUGGUGGGCCUGCGGGACUGCCCAGUGUCUGCUAAGUCCAAGAGUCUGGGAGACCUGACAGCUGACGACUUUGCUCCCAGCUUUCAGGGCAGCACCAGCAGCCUGAGCUGCGGCCUGGGCUCCCUGGGUGUGGCGCAUCAGGUGCUGGAGCCGGGAAUACGGCGAGAUGCUCUCACGGAGCAGCUACGCUGGCUCACCGGCUUCCAGCAGGCUGGGGACAUCACGUCGCCCACCAGCUUGGGCCCAGUUGGGGACGGGUCUGUAGGGGGCCCCGGCUUCCUGAGGCGCUCCUCCUCUCGGAGCCAGAGCCGCGUGCGCGCUAUUGCCAGCCGAGCCCGCCAAGCUCAGGAGCGCCAGCAGAGGCUGAGAGGCCUGGACUCACGGGGUCCCCCAGAGGAGGAGCGGGGCACCCCUGAGGGUGCCUGUUCUGUAGGCCAUGAGGGCUGUGUGGAUGUGCCAAUGCCUGCCAAGGGACCCCCUGAGCAGGUGUGUGGUGCUGCUGAUAGCCAGCUGCUGCUCAGGCUCUGACCCUGCCUGAUGAUUCCAACU